Pundamilia nyererei is the source of this 1634-nucleotide messenger RNA. It is a transcript of the gene prkrip1, whose product is annotated as PRKR interacting protein 1. The record is from RefSeq and is a predicted model, not a curated record. Gene Ontology annotation, molecular function: protein kinase binding; double-stranded RNA binding; protein kinase inhibitor activity. Gene Ontology annotation, biological process: negative regulation of protein kinase activity. Bases 136 to 717 code for a protein of 193 amino acids. NCBI's taxonomy places the organism in Eukaryota, Metazoa, Chordata, Actinopteri, Cichliformes, Cichlidae. The transcript has 2 exons. Gene Ontology annotation, cellular component: nucleolus.
CGCCCAGUCUUCGCCGAGUCUGAUUUGCUAAUGGUGGCGUCACACGUCAUUCAACGCCGGCGAACGUCACAGAAGCAGAAAAGGACUUCCGGAGCAUUUUACAUUCACAGGAAGAAGAGGGUAACUGUUUGAAAGAUGGCGGCGCCCACGCAGAAGAAUAACAAACCGGGGAAACCUGGAGGGAAAGAGGCUCAGCCUCUCAUUAUCGCCAAAACACCGGCGGAGGAACAGCGUCUGAAACUGGAGAAGUUGAUGCGAAACCCAGAUAAGCUCGCUCCGAUCCCGGACCGACCCAAAGAAUGGAACCCGCGAGCCCCGCCGGAGUUCGUCCGGGACGUGAUGGGCUCCAGCGCGGGUGCAGGCAGCGGAGAGUUCCACGUUUAUCGCCACCUCCGCCGCAGAGAGUACCAGAGACAGGACUUUCUGGACAAGAUAUCAGAGAAGCAAACUAAGGACGAGGAGUACCUGGAAAAACUGGAGCGGAACAAAGAGGCCGCCGAAGAAAGGACAGCGAAGCGGCGGAAGAAGCGAGAGAAGAUGAAGCAGAAGAAGCUCCUGGCGAAGAAAGCUAAACGUGAAACUAAAAGCAAGAAGGAGGGAGACGACAAGAGCUCCGAGAGCGAGGAGGAGGACGAAAGCAAGGAUGAAGAUGAGGAAGACGAAAGAGAAGCCGAGGAUGACGCAGAAGCGCCCAGCUUCAUCAUGGGGAAGAAAUGAACCCGUGAAACGUGGAAACUCCUCGCAGUUGGACACACCAGCGACACUUCAAGCCUUUGAAAAUAGAGCCUGCAAACAGGAAGGUGGACCUGACCUGCUGCAAGGAUUAAAAACAUUGCCGCUCAUCAGCAGAGACACUUGGACUGCCUCGUUUAGCAGGCAGGAGAAUCCACCGAGGGACCGAUGUUUGAAAGAGGAGUUGUUCAGUGUAGUUAUUCAUUCUGGCUUCCAGGAUCACACCUGGAAGCCUUUGUCGUUGUUAUAUUUCAGUAUGAUUCAGGCUUAUCUGCAGGGAAAUCCAGCUUUGGUUUUAAGUUAGGAAUGUUAACAGUAUUUGGAAAUAAUCUAUUUCAAUGUGCUAAAUGUUUUGAAAUAAAACUGAAUAAUAAAAACACCCGGAUGUUGUGCAAGUUGCUCACAAUGAAACCCAACAGCCAAGAUGAUACUUAGACAUGUGAUUGAUGCUUCGAUGUUCUCCUGUGCAGCCUUGUGAAGCUGCCCCUGGCCCCGCCUGUUGCCUGUGGGUACAACAAGCUGCAGAAAGCAACUCAAAGAAUGAAAAGGCGUGGCUCCUGGAGGCUCGGGAGUGUCACGUGCGAUGUUCUUUGCACAAACUCCUGCCUUCCACGGUGGUGACGACCUCCCCCGGUAGCCGUCACCUUUCUUGAGGCAGGUAGAGUAAAACCUGGCAGCCAGAUAUUGUCUGAAACAGGGGAAGCUCUUCCUGUCAGACACUGUUCAGCUGUCACACUGAAGCCUUUGGGAGGCUUUGCUGUUUAGUUUCAACUAUUAAAAACACUCAGAACGUUUGUUUGCUUCAGUGUAAUAGUUUGCCUGUGCCUACUUGUUAGUUUGCUCCUUUAAUACAAAUAAGAAUAUAGCUGGAAGCGAGUCACUGCUUUCCAUCAGGUUUUGGG